Messenger RNA from Oxyura jamaicensis (ruddy duck), 1873 nucleotides. It is a transcript of the gene COG8, whose product is annotated as component of oligomeric golgi complex 8. Gene Ontology annotation, cellular component: COG complex. Bases 1 to 1797 code for a protein of 598 amino acids. The record is from RefSeq and is a predicted model, not a curated record. NCBI's taxonomy places the organism in Eukaryota, Metazoa, Chordata, Aves, Anseriformes, Anatidae. Gene Ontology annotation, biological process: intra-Golgi vesicle-mediated transport. The transcript has 5 exons.
AUGGCGGCGGAGGAGGCUCGGCUGCUGGCCUGGCUGCGCGGCCCGGCGGCGGCGGGGCCCGGCGGCCCCCAGCUGUCCGCCUACGUGGCCGAGCUGGCGGCGCUGGGGCUGGCCGAGCUGGGCCGGGAGCCGGCGCGGCUGGCGGCGGAGCGGGCGCGGGUCGGGGCCGAGACGCGGCGCUUGGCCUUCGAGCACUACCGGGCCUUCAUCCGCUCCGCUGAGUGCACCGGGCGCGCCGGCCGCGGCUUCGGCGGCAUCGAGAGCCGCCUCGGCAGCCUGCUGGACCGCCUGCCCGCCCUGCAGGACGCCUGCCGGAACUUCGUGCGCGACGCCGAGGCCAUCGCCUGCAGCCGGCGGAUGAACAGCCUGACGCUGAACCGGCACACGGAGAUCCUGGAGAUCCUGGAGAUCCCGCAGCUCAUGGACACCUGCGUCCGCAACCGCUACUACGAGGAGGCGCUGGAGCUGGCCGCCUACGUGCGGCGGCUGGAGAAGAAGCACAGCAGCAUCCCCGUCAUCCAGAGCAUCGUGGCCGAGGUGCGCCAGUCCACCCAGCUGAUGCUGACCGAGCUCAUCCAGCAGCUCCGCACCAACAUCCCGCUGCCCACCUGCCUGCGGGUCAUCGGCUACCUGCGGCGCAUGGACGUCUUCACGGAGGCUGAGCUGCGCAUCAAGUUCCUGCAGGCGCGGGACGCCUGGCUGCGCUCCAUCCAGGCCUCCAUCCCCGACGACGACCCCUACUUUCACCUCACCAAGACGGUCGAGGCCUGCCGCGUCCACCUCUUCGACAUCGUCACUCAGUACCGCGCCAUUUUCUCUGACGAGGAGCCGCUCCUGGCCCCCGACCAGCCCACCCUCAACGAGGGGGCCAUCUUCCACGGCUGGGUGCUGCAGAAGGUCUCCGAGUUCCUGCAGGUGCUGGAGCGCGACCUGCAGCGAGGGGUGGGCGGCCGCCUGGACUCGCUGCUGGGGCAGUGCAUGUACUUCGGCCUCUCCUUCAGCAGGGUGGGGGCUGAUUUCCGCGGGCAGCUGGCCCCCAUCUUCCAGCGCGUCGCCGCCGCCACCUUCAGCAAGGCAGUGGAGGAGGCGGUGGAGAAGUUCCAGGAGGAGAUGAAUUCCUACACGCUCAUCUCCGCCCCGGCCGUGCUGGGCAGCGCCGCGGCCGUGCCGGUGCCCACGGCCCAGCCGGGGACGCUGCAGCCGCCCAUGGUGCUGCUGGACUUCCCGCCCCUCGCCUGCUUCCUCAACAGCCUCCUGGUCGCCUUCAACGACCUGCGGCUCUGCUGCCCCAUCGCCCUGGCCCAGGACGUGGCCGCCUGCCUGCAGGACGCCCUCAGCAAGGUGACCAAAAUAAUCCUGGCUUUCCACCGGGCAGAGGAGGCAGCGUUCAGCGGGCGCGAGCAGGAGCUCUUUGUGCAGUUCUGCACGGCGUUCCUGGAGGACCUGCUCCCCUACCUCAACCGCUGCCUCCAGGUUCUCUUCCCUCCGGCCCAGCUCGCGCAGGCGCUGGGCGUUCCCCCAGCCCAGCUGCAGCGCUUCGGCCGGCUGGGCUGCGUCGACGUGGCCGCCGUCAGGGAGCUGCUGGCCUCCGUCCUGCCGGCCCGGGAGGCAGAGCCGCUGCUGGGCGAGGAGGAGCCGGUGCUGCAGAGCGCUGUGCCCGCACCAGCCCCGUGCCCGCCGCAGCAGGAGGAGGACGGGGCCGUGCCGGGGGAGCCCCCGGCGGCACAGGGCCAGGAGGACCCCCCGGACCCCCCGGCGGGGGCCCUGCGGCCGGACGCACCGCCAGCCGUGAGCUAGCCAGGAGGGGACUGCACUGCACGGUGACACGCCUGUCCCUGCGUGUGGCUGCCCCGGGGACAGCAAGAAGGGGACA